UCUUUAUUUUUUUUCGUUAGCAACUGACAACAGGCCAGUUGCUCCGAGUAGAAGCCGUGGCUCUCUUGCAAGCAGAAGUGGCAAGGCCUCAGAUUAGAGUGAGACCCCAGUCCUAGGCUGGGGUUCUUUCCAUAUAGAGGAGACGGAUUCAGAGGGGCUACAGACCAAGAUUGUUGAAAACCAGACGUAUGAUGAGCGUCUAGAGAUUAACGACUCUGAAGAGGUUGCAAGUAUUUAUACUCCAACCACGAAACACAAAGGAGUUCCUUGUUCCUCCCAUCUUUCUAACAAGACUAUGGCUGAUAACAGCAGUGAUGAAUAUGAAGAUGAAAAUAACAAGGAGAAGAAGAAGACCUCACAGCUGACGCCUCAGCGGGGCUUUAGUGAGAAUGAUGAUGAUGAUGAUGAUGAUGACUCAUCUGAAACUGAUUCUGAUGAUGAUGAUGAUGAUGAAGAGCACGGGGCCCCUCUGGAAGGGGCGUACGAUCCUGCAGACUAUGAGCAUUUGCCAGUUUCUGCUGAGAUUAAGGAGCUCUUCCAGUACAUCAGCAGGUAUACACCACAGUUGAUUGACCUGGACCACAAACUGAAGCCUUUCAUUCCUGAUUUCAUCCCAGCUGUUGGGGAUAUUGAUGCAUUCUUAAAGGUUCCACGUCCUGAUGGAAAGCCUGACAACCUUGGCCUAUUGGUAUUGGAUGAGCCUUCGACAAAGCAGUCAGACCCCACAGUGCUCUCACUGUGGUUAACAGAGAAUUCCAAACAGCACAACAUUACACAACAUAUGAAAGUAAAGAGCCUGGAAGAUGCAGAAAAGAAUCCCAAAGCCAUUGACACAUGGAUUGAGAGCAUCUCUGAGUUACACCGUUCCAAGCCCCCUGCAACUGUGCACUAUACCAGGCCUAUGCCUGAUAUUGACACACUGAUGCAGGAGUGGUCUCCAGAGUUUGAAGAACUUUUGGGAAAGGUGAGCCUGCCCACAGCAGAGAUUGAUUGCAGCCUGGCAGAGUACAUUGAUAUGAUCUGUGCCAUUCUAGACAUCCCUGUCUACAAGAGUAGAAUUCAGUCCCUCCAUCUGCUCUUUUCCCUCUACUCGGAAUUCAAGAACUCACAGGUUAUCCUGCUGUCCUUUAAUACAGAAGAGAGAAGGCAGACUGACCAUAGGCAGAGAUGAGAAACUUGGCCUAGAGGCAUUCAGUGACUUGCAGUUCAAGCAAAUCAACCUUCAGAAAUAAAAUCAAACCCCAAUCCUUCAAGGUUGGCAGUAGAGGGGAAACAUCUUUCUCCCAGAACCUAUUUUUUCUGGGAGUCUCCCACCAGGUAGUGCUGCCGGCCUUAUGGGCUGGCUGCCUGUCUGGCCCCAGACUGCCCGGCUAUGGUUUCAGGGAGCCUAGCUACUGCAGCCACCCAGGGGAGAGAGGAUGGCGUCUUGGAUUAGGGUGGUAGUGGUAGAGGUGGACAGACUGGGGAAAUUUUCUGAAGGUUAUAUCAGCUAAAUUCUACUCAGGAAGACAAAUUCUAACAAAGGAUGUUAAAUAUGGGCAACUGGUUACAAAAGUGUCUGAAGGGCUGAAGAAACAAAAGGGAGAAUGAAGGUGCUUGAGGAACAAGGGUUUAGUAUCCACUGCGGGGGUUGGAAACAGAAGAGUUGCCACUGGGGUCAGGACUGCCGAGCAGUUCUAUAACCCCUCUUCCCAGGCGACAGCCACCCUCCUCUCUCCCACCCUCUCCUGUUCUGCCAAGUGCCUCCCACUGGCAGAAAUUAACAGUUGGCAAGGGAAUCAGGAAAACUGGGCAGCAUAGAGUACAGUAGGGAGGGUGUGGGGUAAGAGACAACAGAGAAAUAACCAGCAGAGGUGGAACCAACAGAACUUGGUGAUAGAGUGGAUGUGGGGGAUGGAAGAGAAGAAAUCAGGGACGACUUGCAGGUUUUUAGGCUUGAGCAGCUGGGUGGAUAAUGGACGUGAGAAUACUAAGCAACUCUGAGAACAGGAAUAAGAGGCCAAAUUUAAAAUAAGAGGAUAAAAUAGAGGAAUGAGCAGUGAGGCUCUCAGUCCUCUUCCAGGCUUAUCCCUCCAAAGUAGAAUAUUGGAAGAGUCCUAAGCAGCCAAAGAGAAAAGACCUAAAGAUAUUGAUGGGGUAAUCUAAGCAAAUGCCUCGGUCCCGCUACCUACCCAUCAGCUUGCAUUCAGCUUUGGGGUAUCUCCUUGUGUGUAUAUAUGUGUGUGUGUGUGUGUAUACACAUAGGCAUGCCUGCAGCUCUCAUUCUUAAAUAUGAAUGUACAGUCACUAGGCAUUUGAAGAAAGCCAGAAAAAGACAGAGUAAAAUACAGCAAAGAAAAUCAGAGAAACUAAAUUUUUUUUAACUAUAAUAUUCAUAGAGAAGUAGUUCUCAAAUUUGGUUGCAUGUUAGAAUCAACUGGAGAUAUUCUAAAGAUAAGUUUCCUCUCCCAGACAAUACACCAGACUAAUGAAAUCACAACCUCUGAAAGUAGGAUAUAAGAAUCUGUAUUUUUUAAGCUCCUCAGAUUAUUUCAAUAUGCAGAAAAAUUUGAGAACCACUGUCAGAGAGAUGAGAAAAUACCACAUCCAUGAAAUAAAAGUAGGAGACUUAUAAAAGGAACAUACAAUACAGCAAGAAGAUACAACAAUUAUAAACAUUUACACACCUAAUAACAGACUUUCAGAAUAUAUGAGGCGAAGUUGACAACUGAAGGGAGAAAGAGUUUUACAAUAAUAGCAAGACACUCUCAAUAAGGGAUAGAACACCCAAACUGAAGAUAAGUAAGGAAAUAUCCUGAGCAGCACAAUAAACCAACUAGUUCUAACAGACACAAACAGAACUCUAGCCAACAGCAGGGAAUACACUUAAGUGCACAUGGGACAUGUUCCAGGAUAGAACAUAUGUUAGGGCACAAAUUAAGUCUCAACAGAUUUUAAAAGGUAGAUAGCAUACAAAGUACUUUCUCAGACCACCAUGAAGAGCAGUUAGAAAUCAAUAACACAAGGAAAACUGAAAAAUUCUGCGGAAGUUAAAUAUACUUAACCAACGGGGCAAAGAAAUCACAAGGGAAAUUGGAAAAUAACUUAAGAUUCUUAGAGAUAAAUGAGAACAAAAACACAACAUUCCAAAACUUAUGGGCUACAGCAAAAGCAGUGCUCAGAGGCAAUUUAUAGUUAUAAAUGCUUACAUUUAAAAAGUACUCAGGGACUUCCCUUGUGGUCCAGUGGCUAAGACUCCUGAGUUCCCACUGCAGGGGGCCCAAGUUCAAUCCCUGGUUGGGGAACUAGAUCUCACAUGCCACAAGUAAGACUGGGCACAGCCAAAUAAAGCAGUGAAUUUAAGUACUCAGUCUGGCUUUACAACCCGAGGAACUAGACAAAGAACAAACUAAACUCAAAGAUAGUGGAAGGAAGGAAAUAAAGAUUAGAGCAGAGAUAAAUGGAGAAUUAAAAAAAAUUUUUUUUGAAGGAAUGAAACAGACAUGUAACAUUCACUCAGUCAAGUUUAUUGAACCUACUGUGUGCUCAGCACUGUUCUUGGCGGUAUUGAGAAAAAUUACAAAACAAGGUAUCAACAAGG
Dama dama (fallow deer) is the source of this 3580-nucleotide messenger RNA. It is a transcript of the gene IFT46, whose product is annotated as intraflagellar transport 46. The record is from RefSeq and is a predicted model, not a curated record. Gene Ontology annotation, cellular component: intraciliary transport particle B; motile cilium; centrosome. Lineage: Eukaryota; Metazoa; Chordata; Mammalia; Artiodactyla; Cervidae. Gene Ontology annotation, biological process: intraciliary transport; cilium assembly. Bases 296 to 1171 code for a protein of 291 amino acids. The transcript has 12 exons.